This is a messenger RNA of Acaromyces ingoldii, 667 nucleotides long. RefSeq lists its product as hypothetical. Gene Ontology annotation, cellular component: spindle microtubule; DASH complex. Gene Ontology annotation, biological process: attachment of spindle microtubules to kinetochore. Bases 51 to 659 code for a protein of 202 amino acids. Lineage: Eukaryota; Fungi; Basidiomycota; Exobasidiomycetes; Exobasidiales; Cryptobasidiaceae. The transcript has 3 exons. The record is from RefSeq and is a predicted model, not a curated record.
GUCUGGACUCACGCCGAACUCAGAUUGUCUCUCGUCUACCUCUUUCGCUCAUGGCGCGACCAUCUCUGCACCCGGGCGCAGCAGCGAGCAUUGGUGGCGGAUCGUAUGCACCCUCUUCGCAGCUGUUCUCAUCUUUAGCGUCCUGCGUAGCCAGCGUUGAGCUGACGGCCUCGACGCUCGAGGCAUCCAAUGACUCGCUGUCGCAAUCCACGGGAGACUUUGCGCGCUUUGCCAGGGUUCUCGCCUCCAAGAGACACUUCGACCUCGUUGCAGAGGGCGAAAUUCGCGCCGCGAGGGACCACCUGAGCGCCGAAAUCGCGCCUCAGCUCAAGGAGCUCAUCUUGAGGGCCGAGGAAGCAUUGCAGAAGGACGAGAGAGAGGCAAAACUGCUCAAGAGCAAGGUCUCGCAGCAGACGGCACGUCUGGAACAGCUUGCCAAGGCGCACAACCUUCCGCCUCACCUCGUCAAGCCAAGGUCUGCAGAUCAACCAGAACAUCAAACCAAGACAGGAGCCGAAGGGAGACGGCAAGGUCUGCCGUCAUCACAGACUAGGGAGGAAGGGGCAAGCUUGAAGCGCAACCUAGGAGAGCUCCAGCGACGAAAAGAUGGCCUUCAACGGGAGAUAGCGGAGAUGGAAGCACAUGCCGAGAGGGCUUAGGCUGGAAG